AUGGUCACUGGAGCUAACCCCCGCCGUUUCAAUGAAAUCCCGCUAAACAGACGGGAAUAUUUGCGUUACGUCUAUGAAAAGAUACAUGGUAAGUUCUGAUUUGAUUUGUUUCUUCAAAUUUAGGUUUUCGUAAGAGUAUUUGGCCUUUCUCGGUUUUGUUUUGUCUAGUACAGCAUCAGGGAUGUGCUCAAAAUUUGACGCGUGGAUUUUGAUGAAACUUGGUGCAUAUUGAGACUAUGAUAUUUUGAGACGUUGGAGAAUGUUUUAGCUCAAAGUUGUUGGGAAUCGCUGGGAAUUUUAGAUGUGAAGGUUAGGGUAAUUAGUUGAAAAUUUUAGCGAUCCAUGCAAGAUACGAACUGGAAUUUUUAGGAAUUUUAAAGUAUGAGUUGGAAAGAGCAUUCUUAAAAAAUUGGAAGCCAAUCUGCGCGUCGUAUGAACACUUCUUUAUAUUGUACUAGACGAACAAUUUCCGUUUUUAGAAUACAAACGAGAGCAAAGAUUGCGGGAAGUUAGAAGAGAAUUGGACAAGGAAUCGGACCUGAAUAGCUUCGAAGACCCAGUGGAAAAUAAAUCGCAGCUUCCGGAGUCUCCGCCCGCUUCUUCGAACUCCUCGAAGAAGGUGAAAGAAAUUUAUGCGCUGAGAAAGCCGACCGCGAACCCAAGACCAAUCCCAUACAAAACUGAGCACAGCGUCAACAACGGUCGAGAUUAUGAUCGAAGAGGUUUGGAACAACCAAAAAAUGAGGGAAAAAUUGGCUCGGAAUCAAAAACCACCCGUCCCUUGCGCAACGAAAGCGUAAAAAGUGCCCAACCCGCCGCGAAACCACCUCAACCCCCAACCAACAUGCGAGGAGGGCCUAUCAGUGCUUUUCAGAGCAACAUGUUCCCGGCCUGGGCCAAGCAGAGCCUUCAAAAUUCGGUUUCAAGCCAACAUCAAAGAUCGGUCGAAAAGAAGUCGGAUGGAAAAAAUAAAAGCAAAAAUGAAAGCAGAAAUGAUGUCCAGAAGAAAGACAAAGACCCUGAAGAACAAAAAAACUGCAAAGCGGGGAAGGUUUCACCUGAAAAGCAGGGAGAAAAUAAGGAUAAGAUCAAAGAUACCAAGGAUAAUAUCGAAAAACCUCAAAACCCCGAGAAAUUGAAUAAAUUUGAGGGUAAUGGAGACGAAAACAGUAGUCCCAGCCCUAUCAAGACCUCCCACAACAUCAUGUACCCGGCCUGGGCCAAGCAGAGCCUUCAAAAUUCAGUUUCAAGCCAACGUCAAAGAUCGGUCGAAAAGAGGUCGGAAAGAAAAAAUAACAGCAAAAAUGAUGUCCAGAAAAAAGACAAAGACCCUGAAGAACAUAAAAACUGCAAAGGAGAGAAGGUUUCAUCGAAAAAGCAGGUACAAAACGAGGAGAAGACCAAAGACACCAAGGAUAAUAUCGAAAAACCUCAAAAACCCGAGAAAGUGGAUAAAAUUGAAGCGAAUGGAGACAAAGACAGACGUCCCAGCUCGAAACCGAGCCAAUACGGGAAAGCCGGCUUCAAUUCGGGGUCUUCGGCGUUCCGUUCCGCCCCCGAAAGCAGACGUUUCCAAAACUCCUCCGCUCCGCCGGACUAUGUUCAUGGAGGAAGUCCAGCGCCAUCGAUUUUCACAUACGCCCCACUACAGCCCAUGCAACCUCAGGUAAAGUGUUUUGAGGGUUUUUUAUUGUUUUAGGUCCCGAAUAUGCCGGUCGGCUUCCAGUACGUCCACAGCUACCACCAACCGCCCAUGCUCCCCAUGAAUCCGAUCAGCAAACCCCAAUUUAUCAACCUACCCCCUCAGCCAUUCCCACCGCAGCAGUUUUCGCGUCCAGUUCCACCGCCCACCAUGGUCUACACUUCACCUCGAAUGAAACCCCCACCUCAUCUAAAUCACCCUCCGUAUGAAGCCAUAUACAGCCCAGGCCCUCCUCCACCUCCACCAAUAGCGGUAAGCGGUUUGGAGUUGUUUUGAACAGAUUUGGAAACUAUGAGUCAAGUGUUUCUCUGAAGAAAUUUUGGGUCAAGUGUUUCUCUGGAGAUUUUUGAUGAUCUUGAAGGAUGAAAUUGAGUGAAAGGAUUCCCGUAAGACUAUAUUUUUCGUGCUUUAGAGGUUUAAAAUACGGUUGUUGUGAUUUGGAAAAAUUUGGGUCAAGUUUACCGCCGUAAAUAAAAGUUUUUAGUUUGAGGGAAAGACUUGACCCGGUUCGUAAAAAUGUGAAAUUUGAUUGUGAGCGCACAUUUUGCGGUAAAAUCGAAACAUUUUUGGCCUUGAAACCCUCAUUUUUACUGUAUUUGGAAUUUAGGGUCAAGUGUUUCCCUGAAAUUAGGUUUGGUGAAAUUAUACACAGUUUUCUGAUUUUAGAUGCAGUACACGAUCCCCAAUCAUCCUCCCCAAGAAUUUUACCACAGCCAACCCUUCUACCCUCCGAAUUCGGGGCUGGAACGCUACGGACAAUACUAA
This is a messenger RNA of Bursaphelenchus xylophilus (pine wood nematode), 2467 nucleotides long. The record is from the annotation of a GenBank genome assembly. Lineage: Eukaryota; Metazoa; Nematoda; Chromadorea; Rhabditida; Aphelenchoididae.